Molecule: messenger RNA, 1907 nt
Organism: Trichobilharzia szidati
Lineage: Eukaryota; Metazoa; Platyhelminthes; Trematoda; Strigeidida; Schistosomatidae
Source: the annotation of a GenBank genome assembly
GUCGUAAACGUGGAUUAAUCUUUCCGGAUUAUGAGAACUUAUCGGAAAGCAACACAACUCUUCAAGUUCUCGAAAGGAAGUUAGUUUAAUAUACAUACUUACACACACACAAAUAUACCUAUUCGGUGCAACAGUUUUCAGUAUUCAUAGUGAUAAUUCAAUUGUUGUAUCAGGUUUUUCGUCCUUAAUUUAUCUGCUUUUAUGUGUUAUAUGGAAGUAUUGAAUGUAGGUCUGUGUUACUAAAGACUAUAGCUUAGUUGUUGUUGUUGUUGUCUUUAACUUGCCUUUGGAUUUCUGUUUAAUGCAAUUCAAAAAAAUAUCAUACCAUUAAAGGAUGGAGUGUCUAAUGUAUAAAUAACUCUCUAAAUUUCCGCUCUAUUCUUAUAAGGUCAAAUCAGCAUACAGCUUAUUUUGAUGUUCCAGUUUAUUUCUAUUGGAGUUGAUAUUUCUAACAUGAAUAGUUUUCAUUUACCAGGAAUUGUGAUAAUUGACAUAGAUAUUGUUGUUGUAUAUUGGACCGUUAGUUGUUUGUUUGAUUAUCCCUCAGGCUUGAUAGAUUUGUAAAUCGCAGUUAUUUAUUUAACGCCUUGAAUAUUGAUGAGCAAAUCCCUUCACAUCAUGUAGAAUGCAUUCUUGCACUGUCUUCGAAAAAUGCCAAUGUUAUCAGUAGUUCUUUUCAAUUUAUUUUUUUUGGUUUGGCAUUUGAUCACUACAUAUUCUUAUUGCAUACAUUUUUCUCCAUUUUUUCACUAGUCUAUUUUCUGAGAUUGAUAGUCACGAAUCAGAUGCAGACAGCCACAUCGCUUCGUAUGAUGAUGAUGAUGAUAAUAAUGGUGAUCGCCUUCUUGGUAUAAACACUUAUAUGUUGAAUUGGGAUGAGUUUACCAAGAGUGUUAUUCGGUCAGGAGCAGGUCUACUAUUUCCUGCAUCGACCUUUUCUUUGUUUGUUAGUCUUCUUAGUGAAAGUUACUUUGCAGAACUAAAAUAUUUAAGAAAAGAAGUCAGUAGAACGAUUGAGAAAUUUUCACGUGUUGAAAAUUUAAUGAAACGGUGUCAGUCAGAAUACUCGUAUAAUAAUAAGAUGUUAGCGGAUUAUGUGAAUUCCAUCAAAGUGGAAAUGUCUGAUCAGAAACUCGCAUUGGAGAGUUUUAUUGCAAGAUGGAAUAACAUUUUAAGCUCUAUACGAAUUGCCUCUAUAAUGUUUGCUGAUUCGAAUGAUAAUGGAAUUCACAUAACAACUAACUCUGCUUCGUCUGAAACAACCUUUUCCUCAUUGAGCGAUAUAACUGAAGACGAUCAAAUUGAUACAUUACCAAAAGAUGACAGUAAAGCUGAUAUUCCAUCUGACCAGCUGGUAUCACAAUACUUUGUUGACAGUGAAAUAGAAAAUUGUAUAUCUGUUGAAAUGAAAUCACCAACUGAAAUACAGAAUAUUAAUGACGAAGUCGGAAUUCGUAUUCACUCAUCAGAUGGUGUUGGUAAUAUUUCAAACGAGAUUUCGCAUAAUGAGGACACUGAGGAACACCAACCUUGCAGUUACCUACAUGUGACAAAGAUACCUACACUGUCGCGUUCGUCACUAUCUUCUGAGACAUCACCUAACAUGCUGACAUUUGGAAGUUCACAAUUAAAACGCCAUGGUGUCUCCACCUCUGGCAGUUUGUUACCUUCACCAUCGGUGGUGUAUAUUCAUCCUGCUGAAACUUUAAAUCGUACUCCGCCAACUGACCAAGAUAAAGAUAUGCAUCAUUUUCGUGUUGUGUCAAGUGACAAACAAAGAACACCGUUUGCAGACUUAAAUAAUACAUCUGCUGACACUCAACGUUCCAGAUUACCGAAACCUAAACACAUCAAUAUGUGAAAGCUGAUAUUUGCACGAUUAACUACAAGAUACUUCUGUUAUCGUG